This is a messenger RNA of Sphaerulina musiva SO2202, 318 nucleotides long. RefSeq lists its product as uncharacterized. NCBI's taxonomy places the organism in Eukaryota, Fungi, Ascomycota, Dothideomycetes, Mycosphaerellales, Mycosphaerellaceae. The record is from RefSeq and is a predicted model, not a curated record. The coding region runs from base 1 to 318 and encodes 105 amino acids. The transcript is spliced from 2 exons.
AUGGCCUCAAGCUCGGAGACACCCGUAUCGCCCAUCGCCACACGAACCCCAGAUCUGACCUUCACCAUUCCCGCCAUCAACGCCCAGCCCGUCGAACUGGACAGCACGCCCACCUCUCCCGAAAAGACUCGUCGACUGGCGGCCGCAGCCUCAGGCCAGGCUGAUGCAUCGCCGAGUAGUUUGGUGGAUCGAGAACACUUGAAACAGGUCGUGGAGAAACGUAAAGCAGACCCGGCCGUCCUUCAGGAUAUCCCGCAACUCCCUGGGCCUCAUGAGCUGGAGAAGGUCGAAGCAAGUCAUCCUCCAGCGACGGGCUAG